AUGAUUACAAACCACAACAACUCUCAUAUAACAUCAUUUUUUCUUUCAGGUUUAGAUGAAACAAUGACCCUCAGAGUUGUUCUCUUCUCUGUCACUUUACUGUGUUACUGUUUAAUUAUGCUGGUAAAUGUUUCCCUGAUUGUAAUCAUUAUCUUGGAUGAGAACAUGCAUGAACCGAUGUAUAUUCUAUUGUGCACUUUGUGCAUGAAUGGACUUUAUGGCACAACAGGUUUCUACCCAAAGCUUCUGUGGGAUCUGCUGUCUGCUGUUCAAGUAAUCUCUUAUUCUGGAUGCCUUGUUCAGGCUUUUGUGAUUCACUCAUUUGUCUGCAGUGAUUUUUCUAUUCUUGCAGUUAUGUCAUAUGACAGGUAUGUGGCUAUAUGUCGACCUCUGGUGUACCACUCUGUCAUGUCAAAGAAGAGACUUUUAAUGUUUUUAAGUUUUUCCGGGUUGCCACCUUUUUGCAUUGUGGCAACUAUAAUGAUCCUCACAUCUAGAUUGAAGUUAUGCAGCCGAUAUAUUGACAGACUUUAUUGUGUGAAUUUUAUGAUUUUGAAACUAGCUUGUUUCCCAGCUGACACUAUUGUUAACAUAAUAGUGUCAAACCUAAUAAUAACAGUUUUCUUAUUUCAAGGUCUCUUUAUCGCUUGGUCAUACGUGUAUGUCAUCAGAACCUGUGUGAAUUGUUCAGAAAACAGGGCAAAGUUUAUGCAGACAUGUGUGCCACAUUUAACCUCCUUGCUCUUUUUUGUUGUGACUAUACUUUUUGAUGUCUUUAAUUUCAGAUAUAGUUCAAAUCUCUCUCCGACUAUUCAAAAUGUUAUAGCAAUAGAACUUCUGAUUAUACCUCCCAUCAUGAAUCCUCUUGUUUAUGGCUUUAAAUUGACCAAAAUUAGGAUCAGAAUUUUAAGUUUUUUGAGUGGCAAA
Molecule: messenger RNA, 927 nt
Organism: Gasterosteus aculeatus aculeatus (three-spined stickleback)
Lineage: Eukaryota; Metazoa; Chordata; Actinopteri; Perciformes; Gasterosteidae
Product: olfactory receptor 1D5-like
Biological process (GO): detection of chemical stimulus involved in sensory perception of smell; G protein-coupled receptor signaling pathway
Cellular component (GO): membrane
Molecular function (GO): olfactory receptor activity; odorant binding; G protein-coupled receptor activity
Source: RefSeq, a predicted model, not a curated record